GCCCGACCGACCGCCUCGGCAUCUCAUCAAGCCAAACCAAGACAACCUUCGCUUUUCCCACUCAAACAAACACGUCCCAAGAACACACAGAGCGCGUCCGAAGAUGAGCGUGGAGAUCCUGGACGGGAGCACGGUCCGGAGCUUCGUGGAGGACGAGCGCGCCUUCAACUCGUCGGUGGACGGCCGGUUCGCGGCGCUGGACGCCGACCUCGACGGCCUGCUCUCGUACUCGGAGAUGGCCGGGGAGCUGAUGAGCCUGCGGGUGCUCGAGAAGCACUUCGGCGUGGACGAGGCCGCCGUGGGCGCCGACGAGCUCGCGGGGCUGUACCGCGGCCUGUUCGCGCGGUUCGACAGGGACGGCAGCGGCAAGGUGGACCAGCACGAGUUCCGUGCGGAGAUGAGGGAGGUCAUGCUCGCGGUGGCCAACGGGCUCGGCUUCCUGCCCGUGCAGAUGGUCGUCGAGGAAGGCAGCUUCCUCAAGGUUGCCGUCGACAGGGAGCUCGGCCAGUUCGCGAAAGCUGCCUAAAGUUCAAUAACUACACCUACUUGCUUGGAGUUGACCACUAAAUUUUGAUGUGUUUCGAAUUCAUAGCUGCCAUUUUUACAUUGAGUUACAGCAUUGCUACUUAUUUACGUAGUAUUUGUUCCUUAGUUACGUGAUGAAAUUAUAUGUGUAGUGUAAUUUGCAAGAGUAAAUUUCAGAAAAAAAAAUCGCAUGUUCUAUGUGUACGAACAGGAAGGCAAGAAACAGAAUCGAUCACUAUCCAGUGGUUAAAAGAGGCAGGGGAUUAAAUACUGAGAGUUCAAGUUUUUAAUUAAAGCUGCAGUUCACAAAAUUAUACUCCUUAGCACAGCUGAGUGUGAAAAAUUAACAUUACAUACAGAGAGUAUAUCCAAUAGUUACUGCGGCUGCUCUGCCAAACGGCAGAG
Messenger RNA from Phragmites australis (common reed), 930 nucleotides. RefSeq lists its product as uncharacterized. Bases 104 to 526 code for a protein of 140 amino acids. The record is from RefSeq and is a predicted model, not a curated record. The transcript has a single exon. Gene Ontology annotation, molecular function: calcium ion binding. Lineage: Eukaryota; Viridiplantae; Streptophyta; Magnoliopsida; Poales; Poaceae.